This is a messenger RNA of Prorocentrum cordatum, 678 nucleotides long. The record is from the annotation of a GenBank genome assembly. NCBI's taxonomy places the organism in Eukaryota, Dinophyceae, Prorocentrales, Prorocentraceae.
GCGGCCGGCCGCCGGGUGGGCCACUGCAGCAUCUGCAGCUGCCUCGCGGUCCGCCCCGGCCACAGCUCCGACUUUGCCUCUGGCGGCCUGGACUGCGCGGUUAUCCUCUGGAGGCGGAGCGCCCGCGCCAGCGCUGGCGCGGCGUGCGAGGGCCGGAAGGUGCAGCUGCCGCCCGACCUGGACGAGGCCUCCGCGACCUCCGCGGGCGGCUGCCAGCUGCUCAACCCGCACUUCGUGCACUCGCUCUCCUACGCGCCCGACGGCGGCAGCCUGGCCGUGGGGCUCGGCGACGGGACGGUGGCGCAGCUGGACGCGGGCUCGGGGCGCCUGUGUCGGAGGCUGCGGGGCCACGCCUCCGCGGUCGCCCAGGUCCUGCACGCGCCCGCGGGGCUCUUCUCCGCCGGCAACGACCUGGGGAUCUGCCUCUGGGGCCCGGCGGCGCCCGCGCCGAUGCUGCGGCUGUCGCACCCGGAGAAGGUGAACGGGCUCGCCUGGGCGGGCUCGGCCCUGCUGGUGGCUGGCCUGGGGCGCGACGUCGUGGCCUACGAGGGCUUCGGCCGCUGACCUCUCGGCCGAGCCGCUCGCCCAGGCGGUGGCAGGUGGCCCGCGGCGCUCGUGGCGCCGCGCUCGCCGGGGCUGGGGGGCCGCCGCCUGCCGGCUGCCGGCGCCCCGGCGGCA